AUGGUGCAAAGCAAUAAUGAUUCCGAUAAGAACGAUGCAGUGGAUAAAAUUAAAAAAUACUAUAAUUGUAGAUAUAUUUCUGCAUGUGAAGCUUCAUGGCGGAUUUUCAAAUACGGUGUUCAUUAUAGAUAUCCUGCUGUGAUUAGACUACAUUUUCAUCUUCCAGAUCAACAACAUGUUGUAUAUGAGGCAGACGAUGACAUUGAAGAUGUUCUUGACCGAACUUCAAUUGCUUCUUCAAUGUUCACAUCUUGGAUGAAGUAUCUGAUUUGGAAGCCAAGGAAAGUUGGAUAUGCGAUUGGUAGAAUUCACUCUGUUUCACCUAAACUCGGAAAAGCAUAUUUCUUAAGAAUUCUUUUAAAUAAAGUGAAAGGUCCUAAAUCAUUCGAAGAAAUUCGCACAGUUGGUGAACUAUGUUCUUCUUUUAAAGAUGCAUGUUAUAAUCUUGGCCUUUUAGAUGAUGACAAAGAAUUCAUCGAUGCAAUUAAGGAAGCAAGUCUUUCUGGAUCUGGUUUUUAUCUACGGUUCUUAUUUGCUACGAUGUUAUUGUCCAGCAGUUUGUGUAAACCAGAGAUAGUUUGGCAAAACACUUGGGAAUACCUGUCAGAUGGAAUUCUUUACAAUCAACAACAGAGAUUAAAGUCUCCAAGUUUAUCACUAAACGAAGAUCAACAUAAAAACUUGACCUUGUUUGAGAUAGAACAAAUUUUACUUCAUAACAAUUCCAGCCUUAAAAAAUAUGGAAAGAUGCCUUACCCAGAUGUUGAUUCUGUUUCAUCUUCAAACAAUUGUCUUAUUACCGAGGAGCUAGAUUAUGACAUUCCAAAUUUAAAGAACGAGUUUGAUCGGUUGUUUGUUGCAUUAACAAACGAGCAACGAGGCAUUUUUAUUGAUAUCAUGGAUGCAGUUAAACAUAGUAGGGGAGGUGUAUUCUUUGUUUAUGGUUAUAGUGGAACUGGUAAGACAUUUCUUUAG
This is a messenger RNA of Lactuca virosa, 975 nucleotides long. NCBI's taxonomy places the organism in Eukaryota, Viridiplantae, Streptophyta, Magnoliopsida, Asterales, Asteraceae. The record is from the annotation of a GenBank genome assembly.